Messenger RNA from Gekko japonicus, 351 nucleotides. Its product is annotated as C-type lectin-like. Gene Ontology annotation, molecular function: signaling receptor activity. The record is from RefSeq and is a predicted model, not a curated record. Lineage: Eukaryota; Metazoa; Chordata; Lepidosauria; Squamata; Gekkonidae. The transcript has 3 exons. The annotation marks the transcript as partial.
GUGUGGGAGCCUUUUCGUGCCCGACGGGAUGGAUGUUCUACCAAGGCAGCUGCUACGGAUUCUUCCAAGACAAAAUGACCUGGGCGGAGGCAGAGAUUGACUGCCAGAGCCAUGACCGCAAUGGCCACCUCGCUUCCAUUGGGAGCCGAGCGGAGGGAGUCGUGUUGGCCAAACACAUCCAGGCCUAUCAACAAGAGCUCUUCACCAUCUGGAUUGGACUGCAUGACCCCCAGAGGAAGAGACGCUGGAGAUGGUCUGAUAGAUCUCUGGUAAACUUCAAGGCUUGGGGGCCUGGUUCGCCUGACAACUAUUUAAAUAAUGAAUACUGCGUAGAGCUCCGGACUCAGGAAG